This is a messenger RNA of Felis catus (domestic cat), 1101 nucleotides long. RefSeq names its product secretin (gene SCT). Gene Ontology annotation, cellular component: extracellular region. The transcript is spliced from 5 exons. Lineage: Eukaryota; Metazoa; Chordata; Mammalia; Carnivora; Felidae. Gene Ontology annotation, molecular function: hormone activity. The record is from RefSeq and is a predicted model, not a curated record. Gene Ontology annotation, biological process: positive regulation of somatostatin secretion; negative regulation of gastrin-induced gastric acid secretion; brain development. The coding region runs from base 664 to 984 and encodes 106 amino acids.
UCCGGGAGGCGCCUCCGGGCGGAGGCGGGGCCGCUGCUCAUCCGGCACCGGGAGACCCGAACUCCUCGCCGGCGGCCCCGUGGGCCCCCUGAUGAGGCUUCCCUCGUUCAUCCGACCCAACCUCACGUGCCCCAGGACAUCCCCCCGAAAUGAUUGCAGACGCCGGUCUAGGGCCCUGCACCCCAUCCUCUCGUCCCUGACCGAAACCACGCCCAGUUACUCCCCACCACGGCCACUGCCUGGUGCUUACUGCUCAGCAUUAAAUGACGUAACAGGAGGAAGGCACUCUCCAAGGAGUCACCUCCUUCACAGAGAAGAAAAAGCCCCAAAUGAGAACCCUCUCACCUGCACCCACCAAGCCCACAAUCACUAGAUCCUGGGCCCUCCUCCCUGGAGCACUGAGGCCGUCCCGGGUCCAUCACCCCACCUGCCACCCCAGGACUGUGAGAGCAUGGGAGGAUCCUGGGACAGUGUCCCCAGGUCCACGAAGGGCAUGAAACGGCGUCACACUGAGCUACGUUUCCAGCUCGGAACGCACCACUUCCUACACUAACCCCGGGAAAAUGAAGCUUCCUCUCCCUGCGAAUCCUGGACCCUGAACUUGACCAUUAUGAGGAUCUCUGCACAGAGUGAUGUCCGAUCCGGGGCUUUGAAUGGCUGUUCAUGGCACCGCGCCACUCGGAUGGGACCUUCACCAGCGAGCUCAGCCGCCUGCGGGAGAGCGCGCGUCUGCAGCGACUGCUGCAGGGCCUGGUGGGGAAGCGCAGCGAGCUGGACACAGAGAACAGCACGAGCUGGACCAAGUCGUCUGAGGGCCGCUUCUGCCUGCAGUGGCCCCACUCGCCUGCCCUGCAGGCCUGGAUGCCCCUGAGGGACCCCCUGGAUGAGGCCUGGUCUCCCCAGCUGCCUCCUGGACCCGGGUCUGGGGCCGCAUUUUCACAGCCGGCCAUGCCUCCUGCUGAGAUGUCAAGGAUGAGGCCCUGAGGAAGAAGGAGCCUCCCCCACUGUCUGCAAGGGGAGCACCGUGGAGUCCAGGCCAGGGAGGGGUGGAGCGGGAGGAGGAGGGGUUGCACCUGUCACCAAUAAAGGAGGAAUUCAGAC